AGUUCAGGCUUGACUACAGACAGGAGUGUGGAGUAUAUUCACGAUGGUCAAUACAGUAUUACCCUGUUGUUUAUUAUUGUUGGCUUUAAGUGGUGGAAAUGCCGUAAACUAUAUUCUGGAUAUAUCCGUCAAAUGUGGUACAACAAAGGUAAACAACCCAGUUGUGAAUAUAUUAACGGAUGUGGCUAUAUCCGCUCGAGCGCGUUGCUAUGGUGGUGAUCAGACUUUUACAACGACAGAUAAAGUUCAUUACACCCUCCCUGGUACUUUAACUUCAGCUAAAAAAACCUGUAGAUGGCAUCAACGUACUGGAUCGUAUACAUAUUCUGUAGACGUGUUAGUAAGAUAUGGUGAAGUUGGUAGUUUGAUUUUAACCAAAGAUAAAAUAACGACAGUAGUUUGUACAUAUGAUCAAUAUGGAAAACAUGCCUCGCCUCAACAUAAUGUUCUUGACAACUUCAUAGCACCUCGCGAACUUGGUACAAUCAUAGGAUCUACUGUACCCAGCAGCCAAUUAAAAUUGAGUAUUCAAGAUGUUCAUAAUGAUGAUGUUAAAGGCGAUAUGAAUAUAGAUAGAAAGUAUACUAUAUAUGGAAUAUACAAUGGUCCCAGUAAAGGUGUAGGGUUGAAACCAGUUCACUGUGAUGCUGUGUCUAGUAGUGGAAAACGUUAUGCUAUAUUGCGAGCUGGAUGUGGCGAUGGAUUGGUAUUCAGGAAACAGGAUGGCUUUAUAACUUCCGGAAAAACUUUUCGUAGCCCCUAUUUUGAAGGCUAUCAUUUAGAUGACAGUAAGAGUCUAUCGGUUGAAUGUAAUGUAACAUUAUGCACAAACUGUGGUGGGUCGUCAUGUGACACCGUAUGUAAUGGACCCCCCGUAUUCGCAAUAAUCAACGGUAAAAGAGGUACCUGUGUAGGAGGUUAUAAGUACAAAUCUGUCUGUACGUUCAUCUGUAACCCGGGCUUUAACAAAUUAUUUACUGGAGUGUCGGCUUGUGGACCGGAUGGAAUGUGGACUGUGCCAAAAAUUACUUGUACUGCUAAAAACUGUGGAACCCCGCCACUUAUUGGAAACGGAGCUAGAACCGCUGUACGAACAUAUUUCCCGAAUGCCGCAGCAUACAGGUGUAAUGCUGGAUAUAAUAUGAUCGGAUCUGGAGUGGUUCGGUGCUUAUCAACGGGACUAUGGUCGGCCAGACCAACCUGUGCCGCUAAAAACUGUGGAAGGCCGCCACUUAUUGGAAACGGAGCUUUUACCGCUGUACGAACGUAUUUCCCGAAUGCCGCAACAUACAGGUGUAAUGCUGGAUAUAAUAUGAGAGGAUCUGGAGUGGUUCGGUGCUUAUCUACCGGGCGAUGGGCGGCCAGACCAACUUGUGUCGCUAAAGACUGUGGAAAGCCGCCACUUAUUGGAAACGGAGCUUUUACCGCUGUACGAACGUAUUUCCCGAAUGCCGCAGCAUACAGGUGUAAUGCUGGAUAUACAAUGGUAGGAUCUGGAGUGGUUCGGUGCUUAUCUACGGGGCGAUGGGCGGCCAGACCAACCUGUGCCGCUAAAAACUGUGGAACCCCGCCACUUAUUGGAAACGGAGCUAGAACCGCUGUACGAACAUAUUUCCCGAAUGCCGCAGCAUACAGGUGUAAUGCUGGAUAUGCAAUGAUAGGAUCUGGUGUGGUUCGGUGCUUAUCUACGGGGCGAUGGGCGGCCAGACCAACCUGUGCCGCUAACUGUGGAACCCCGCCAAAUAUUGCAAACGGAGCUAGAAGUGCUGUACGAACGUAUUUCCCGAAUGCCGCAACAUACAGGUGUAAUGCUGGCUAUAAUAUGAGAGGAUCUGGAGUGGUUCGGUGCUUAUCUACGAGACGAUGGGCGCCCAUACCAGUUUGUGUCGCUAAAAACUGUGGAAAGCCGCCACUUAUUGGAAACGGAGCUUUUACCGCUGUACGAACGUAUUUCCCGAAUGCCGCAGCAUACAGGUGUAAUGCUGGAUAUACAAUGGUAGGAUCUGGAGUGGUUCGGUGCUUAUCUACGGGGCGAUGGGCGGCCAGACCAACCUGUGCCGCUAACUGUGGAACCCCGCCAUAUAUUGCAAACGGAGCUAGAACUGUUGUACGAACGUAUUUCCCGAAUGCCGCAACAUACAGGUGUAAUGUUGGAUAUAAUAUGAGAGGAUCUGGAGCGGUUCGGUGCUUAUCUACGAGACAAUGGGCGCCCAGACCAACCUGUGUCAUAAAGAAUUGUGGAAUUCCACCAAAUAUGAGGAAUGGAAUCAAGAGAUAUACAAAAACUACUUAUGGUAGUACCGUCGUCUAUGGUUGUAAUUACGCGUUUAGAAUUGUGGGAAAUCGGAAUGUGGCAUGUUUAUCAACUGGUAAAUGGGGUAGAUUACCAACUUGUGGACGAAUACUUUGUGGAACUCCACCAGCUAUAGCAAACGGUAACAGAACAUUUACACUGACGUAUUUCCCGAAUUUCGCAAUUUACAAGUGUAAUAUUGGAUAUGCUAUGACCGGUUCUGCAAGGGUUCAGUGUUUAUUGACUAACAAAUGGUCGACAAGACCAACCUGUACAAUUACAGAUAAAAGAUGCAGAACGCCGACUAUGCAGGGUGCUGCACGUAUUGUACGUAUAACUGGUAAUAGAGAAGGCGAUACCAUACAACUUGGCUGUAAUAAUGGCAGGAAGCCGGUCUUCCCAAAAACUUUUCCAACAGGAGUCCUUGUUUGUAAAAAUGGUUCUUUCCCACCAUUAAGAUUUACAUGCUGAUAAAGAUUUACAUGGGAUGAAGUCGGGGAUGAGGCCUUGAAUAAACAAUAUCACGAUAAAA
Molecule: messenger RNA, 2825 nt
Organism: Patella vulgata (common limpet)
Lineage: Eukaryota; Metazoa; Mollusca; Gastropoda; Patellidae
Product: sushi, von Willebrand factor type A, EGF and pentraxin domain-containing protein 1
Exons: 20
Coding region: 44-2764 (906 amino acids)
Source: RefSeq, a predicted model, not a curated record